GCACGCUCGCUCAUACUUUCCCAUCAUGCAGUGCUCUUGCCUGCUCCUAUCGAGCCGCCAUGUUGUCGGAGUGAAUGCCUGGGAGUCAGAAAGAAACUGGGGCUGAAAUCCGUGACCAUCCACCCCCUCCGCCUGCUGUGGUGGAAUGAGCAGUGUGUGUGUGUUGAAGAGGAAAGCAGUGCUCUGGCAGGAUUCGUUCAGCCCCCACAUAAGAACUACAACUCCCAGCAUGCCUGUGGUGCUGAGCAGUGGAGGGCACGCCCCUCCAACAGGGCAAGUCCCUCAGGCCCCCCCUCCAAGCCAGCAGGGUGUGGCGGGUUCCGGGCGCUCCCAGGACGACGCCAUGGUCGACUACUUCUUCCAGCGGCAGCAUGGAGAACAGCCCGGGAAGCACCGCUGGCCCACCGGAGACAACAUCCACGACAGCCAGGUGCGGUCGAUGGACGAACUGAAUCAUGACUGCCAGGCUCUGGCUCUAGAGGGACGCACUAUGGGAGAGCAGCUGCUGACGGGGAAGAAGUUCUGGGAGGCGGACGACUCUGGGAAGGACGGGCCCAAAGGGAUCUUCCUGGACCAGUGGCGGGACAGCGCGUGGGGGGCCUCAGAUCACUCCAUGUCCCAGCCAAUCAUGGUGACCCGCCGGCCCGGCCAGGGUUUCCAUGGCGGCGGGGAGGUGGGGGUGGGCUCUGUGAUGUCCCCGCGCUCGGAGAGUGGAGGCCUGGGCGUCAGCAUGGUGGAGUACGUCCUCUCCUCCUCACCCGCUGACAAGCUGGAGUCCUGCCUCCGCAAAGGAGCCUAUAGGGAUGGAGAGGUGGAGGAGGAGAAGAGGGAGAAGCCCAAGGCGGUGUUCGAGGCUGAGAAACUGAAAGAGUUGACGGAGGCCGAAGUGGACGUCAUCCACGAUGUCAUCAACCCCAACGGCAUGCCCGUGCAGAACGGCCUGGACGUGGACGUGAAGGAGUUCGGCCGGCCCCAAGGCAACAUGCCUCCCCCAGGCCCAGAGGGGGACCUCCUGGGCCCUGGAGGCGUGGGGCCAGAGGGCCUGGCCCCCAUGGGGGGCGGGGGCCCCAAGCCUCCCGAGGACUUCUCCGGCGUGGAGCAGGGCGGCGUCGGCAUGGACCCCAUGGAGUCCGUUAUGGAGCCGCUGCAGUUUGACUACAACUCCCAGAUGCCCAUGGACUCGGCCCCCACCGUGGGCCUGUUUGACUACGCCAACCAGCAGCAGGUAACGCUACUGUUUCAGAGGAACAACGCCCUGGCUGUACAGCAGCUCACUGCCGCCCAGCAGCAGCAGUACGCCCUGGCGGCCGCGCAGCAGUCCCAUAUCGGUCUGGCCCCGGCGUUCGUACCCAACCCUUACAUCAUCAGUGCCGGCCCCCCGGGCUCCGACCCCUACGCCGCGGGCCUGGCCGCUGCAGCGACACUGGGCCCCGCCGUGAUGCCUCCCCAGUACUACGGCGUGACCCCCUGGGGGGUCUACCCCGCCAGCCUGUUCCAACAGCAGGCCGCCGCCGCCGCCGCUGCCGCCGCCAACAACUCGGCCAAUCAGCAAGCGGCAAACCAGAGCCAGCAGAACCAACAGCAGGUCAUGCGGGGUGGCGGUAACCAGCGACCUUUGACCCCCGGUCAGGGACAGCAAGGCCAACAGAAUGACCAGAUGGUUGCCGCGGCAGCGGUCAACUCGGCCCUUGCCUUCGGUCAGGGUCUGGCAGCCGGCGUCCCUGGCUACCCGGUCCUGGCCCCGGCGGCCUACUACGACCAGACGGGGGCCCUGGUGGUCAACACUGGAGGGCGGAACGGCCCCGUGCGCCUCAUGGCCCCCGCCUCGGUCAUCAUAUCUCCCUCCGCCGCACAAGCAGUCGCAGCGGCCGCCGCCUCGGCCAACGGGGGCGGGGGUGGCCUCGGGGGCGGGGCCAACGGGCCCUUCCGCGGCAUGCAGUCCCAGCAGCAGCAGCAGCAGGGGGGCCCCGGCGGCGCGCUGGGCGGCAGCUCCUUCUACGGCUCCUCCUCCCUCAGCUCCUCCUCCCAGAGCUCCUCCCUCUUCUCUCAGGGCUCCGGGCAGCCGGGCCCCGGCUCCGCCUCCCUGGGCUUCAACCAGCCCACCUCCUCCUCUCUGGGGGCCACACUGGGGGCCACACUGGGCGGCUUUGGGACCGCAGGUAGGGACUACCUGGCGAACUCGAGCGGUGGCGGUGGCUCCAGGCGGGACUCCCUGACGGGCAGCAGUGACCUGUACAAGCGCACGCCCUCCAGCCUCACCCCUAUUGGCCACGGAGGGUUCUACAACGGAACCCUGGGCUUCAGCUCCUCGCCCGGCCCAGUCGGCAUGCCCCUCCCCAACCAGGGCCCCUCCCACUCCCUCACACCCCCGCCCUCCCUGUCCAAUCACAGCUCCUCAUCCAACCUGAACCUCGGAGGUCUGACCAAUGGCAGCGGGCGGUUCAUCUCCGCCGCACCGGGCGCCGAGGCCAAGUACCGCAGUGCCGCCAGCUCCGGCUCCUCCCUCUUCUCCCCCAGCAGUCAGCUGUUCCCGUCGUCACGGCUACGCUACGGCAUGUCGGACGUGAUGCCGUCGGGCCGCAGCCGCCUGCUGGAGGACUUCAGGAACAACCGCUACCCCAACCUGCAGCUGAGGGACAUCGCCGGGCACAUCAUGGAGUUCAGCCAGGACCAGCACGGCAGCAGGUUCAUCCAGUUGAAGCUGGAGCGAGCCAGCUCCGCCGAGCGCCAGCUGGUCUUCAGCGAGAUCCUGCAGGCCGCCUACCAGCUCAUGGUGGAUGUGUUCGGGAACUACGUCAUCCAGAAGUUCUUUGAGUUUGGCAGCCUGGACCAGAAGCUGGCCCUGGCGGAGAGGAUCCGCGGCCACGUGCUGUCCCUGGCCCUGCAGAUGUACGGCUGCCGGGUCAUCCAGAAGGCUCUGGAGUUCAUCCCCUCGGAGCAGCAGGUCAUCAGCGAGAUGGUGCGGGAGCUGGACGGCCACGUGCUCAAGUGUGUGAAGGACCAGAACGGGAACCACGUGGUGCAGAAGUGCAUCGAGUGUGUGCAGCCGCACGCCCUGCACUUCAUCAUCGACGCCUUCAAGGCCCAGGUGUUUGCCCUCUCCACCCAUCCGUACGGGUGCCGUGUGAUUCAGCGCAUUCUAGAACACUGCCUUCCGGAACAGACUCUGCCCAUUCUGGAGGAGCUCCAUCAGCACACAGAGCAGCUGGUGCAGGACCAGUAUGGUAACUACGUGAUCCAACACGUGCUGGAGCACGGCCGGGCCGAGGACAAGAGCAAGAUUGUAGCAGAGAUCAGAGGCAACGUGCUGGGCCUCAGCCAGCACAAAUUUGCGAGCAACGUGGUGGAGAAGUGUGUGACCCACGCGUCGCGGGCGGAGCGGGCGGUGCUGAUCGACGAGGUGUGCAUCCUGACGGAGGGUCCCCACAGUGCCUUAUACACCAUGAUGAAGGACCAGUACGCCAACUACGUGGUGCAGAAGAUGAUCGACGUGGCCGAGCCCACCCAGCGCAAGAUUGUCAUGCACAAGAUCCGCCCCCACAUCUCCACCCUGCGGAAGUACACGUACGGCAAACACAUCCUGGCCAAGCUGGAGAAGUACUACAUGAAGAACGGGGUGGACCUGGGACCCCUGUGUGGGCCCCCCAACGGCAUCAUGUAAACUCUGACCCCCCCACCCGACCCUCCAUCCUGCUCCUUAAGUCCUUGAUGCUAUGUAAAUCCCCCUCCCCCUCCCUCCCUCCCCCCGUUAUUUCUCCCCUCUGCUCCUCAUUCCCCCUCAGCCCUCCACCCCCCCCCUUCACUUCAGACAGCCUUAGAGUGAUGACCCACGGGGUCCUCGGUGACCCCCGCCACCCCCAGGUCAUUAGGAUUGAGCUUCAGGGGGUGGGGCGGGUAAGUCUGCACCCCCCCCCCCCGACCCCACGCCACCCGCCCCUCUUUUCGGUUGUUUCCUGUGUUUGUGGUUAUGUAUAAACUAGAACAUCACUUCACCUUUUUGCUACUGCUGUAAACAUGGUCACACACACGAAGCCUCCCUCUCUCCGUCUCCUCACCUCACUCAGUUACCCCAGCUAGAGACCACUAUGAGAUGGAUGAGUAUUUAAUUUGUCACAGUCCUAGAUCACACACACACACACACACACACACACACACACACACACACACACACACACACACACACACACACACACACACACACACACACACACACACACACACACACACACACACACACACACACACACCCCCCGUGGGCUAACCAGCAGAGAGCUCAUUUAGCAUGGGAGAUUUGUUUUCUGGUCUUGCUUCUAUAAAUAUAACGUGUAUACUUGGUGUAGACCUUUGCAUAUAUAUAUAAAUAUAUAUAUAAAACUUUGUAGUUUUUCUGGUUUUUGAUGUUGAAUCUGUAUCUAUAAUGUAUCUUAGUAGUGACCACAUACUUCUGACUGUAUAAUUGUACAUUUGUAAACCCUUGUAAUGUAAAAGUGCUUUACCACCCCUUUUUGGUAUCAGAAGAAAAAUAAUUAAAAACGAAUCACUCUGAAGAAAAAAAAAUUAGUUAAAAAAAAACAGCCCUGUGCAUUUCAGUGUAUAUUCUCACCUCCUUGGUUGUGAUAUAUAAGUUGUUGUAUAUUGUAAAUUGUAAUAUCAAAUUUUUUUGUUUUGAAAAGCCCUUUCUAUACAGCAUAGUACGUGUACAAAGAUUCGCCACGCUUGGUUUUAUCCUCUAUCUUGUCCCUGCUUAAAUUAAGAAACGUCGAUCUCCCGAUCAAAGGUCCCCGAUAACAUUUAGGUUCACUAUUAUUUUAUGUUUACGUUUAUAUCUAUUUUUUUUUUUGUUUUACUUUUUAUAGGAAUCUCCCCCUCCCCCCCUGGUUCUGCUGUAAAGCGCACACGUCUGUCUGGGUGUACGGGGGGCGGCUCGGAGACAUUCACUUUUCAUAAUUAACUUAAACCCGACCGCCCCCCGUCUCGCUCUGCCACAGAGGUGACCCCCCCCUAUGGAUUGUACAGUGGAGAUCCUGGCUCGUUAUGAUUUGAUUUAGAUUUCUCUGUGGGUCUUUGUUUGGCAUCUCUCUAGUGCUGUCCGUGCUGUAUCAUACUGUCCACGUGUUUAUGGAGGCUCCGCCAGGGAGCGGUGUACAUUGGGGACGCAGCCUUGUGUAUAUUUACUACGAGCACACCUGUAACCAUAUGUGUAUAGUUAACAGAACCUGUGUAUGCUUAUUGCCUGGGCAACUAUUUUUUGUAACAACUGUUGUAGAUUGUCUCUAAACAAUUGUGUGAUCUUUAUUUUGAAACAAAACAACAAAAAAAACUUUCAAAAUUU
Messenger RNA from Gadus morhua (Atlantic cod), 5332 nucleotides. RefSeq names its product pumilio RNA-binding family member 1 (gene pum1). Gene Ontology annotation, cellular component: cytoplasm; cytosol. Gene Ontology annotation, biological process: miRNA processing; regulation of mRNA stability. NCBI's taxonomy places the organism in Eukaryota, Metazoa, Chordata, Actinopteri, Gadiformes, Gadidae. The coding region runs from base 146 to 3661 and encodes 1171 amino acids. The transcript has 23 exons. The record is from RefSeq and is a predicted model, not a curated record. Gene Ontology annotation, molecular function: mRNA 3'-UTR binding.